Molecule: messenger RNA, 1182 nt
Organism: Punica granatum (pomegranate)
Lineage: Eukaryota; Viridiplantae; Streptophyta; Magnoliopsida; Myrtales; Lythraceae
Source: RefSeq, a predicted model, not a curated record
CCUUAUUGGCCACCCUGAAGGCUGAAGGCCUUCUCUCUCUCUCACCCUGGCAUGGAUAAGAAUACUAUGCACAAACCAACCAUUGUACUAGAUAGAGAACUUCUCAGCUCUAGCUAGUAAUUGGGAGAGAGAGAGAGAGAGAGAGAGGAUGGACUUCUUCCCCACUAAUUUCAUGCUCCAACCUCCCCAUGAAGAUGAUCAAGACCAUCACCAUCCUUCCACCAAUUCCAAUCAGAUUCUUACCUGUUGGAUGCCUCAAGAUCAGUGUCAUGGACUUGGAGCAACCCUUCUGGGGAAACGAUCACCAUCGAUGACAUUUCCGGGAUUCGAAGGUUGUGGACAACUAGAAUCGCCUAACGGGAUGGACCACGAGGACCUCUCGGAAGACGACGGGUCAUCACAUACCCUAGGGGAGAAGAAGAAGAUCAGGCUGAACAUGGAGCAGGUGAAGGCACUGGAAAAGAGCUUCGAGUUGGGGAACAAGCUUGACCCCGAGAGGAAGCUGCAGCUUGCCAAGGCUCUAGGCCUUCAGCCCAGGCAGGUCGCCAUCUGGUUCCAGAACCGACGGGCUCGGUGGAAGACUAAGCAGCUGGAGAAGGACUAUGACCUCCUCAAGCGACAGUUCGAUUCCAUCAGGGCCGAUAACGAUGCUCUUCAGGCUCAGAACCAAAAGCUCCACGAGGAGAUAAUGGCACUGAAAGGUGUUAGAGACUCAGCAACUCAUUAUGAAUCAAUCAACCUAAACAAAGAAACUGAGGGCUGUGGAAGCAACAGGUCAUCGAGAGAGAACAGUUCCGACCUUCUUAGACUAAACGUAUCUACAAGGCCGCCUGUUAUCGAUCAAGAGCAUGAACAUGCUCGUCAUCAUCAUCAACAUCAAAACCCGGUCAGCAGACAACUGUUUCCUUCAUCAACUAGAUUCAGCAACAUAUUCGGUGGCAUCAAUAACGAUCAUCAGUCGGGACUUUGGCCAUGGUUCGAGCAACAGCAGCAGCAUCUCAGUUGAAACUAAGGCCGGAUAAAUUGGGGUUUUGGUCCUCGGACGACAUAUAUAUAGCACUUUUCUUUGUUUGUUCAUUCCUUAAAUUUUCCCUUUUCCUUUUAAGUCCUUGAAUUGGUAAUUCUACUGUCUCUCUUGGUGGUGUAAUAUGUUCAAAUCAUAUCUCUUUGGACAUUGCUAUA